This is a messenger RNA of Fusarium pseudograminearum CS3096, 1083 nucleotides long. RefSeq lists its product as uncharacterized. Bases 1 to 1083 code for a protein of 360 amino acids. Gene Ontology annotation, cellular component: P-body; CCR4-NOT core complex; CCR4-NOT complex. Lineage: Eukaryota; Fungi; Ascomycota; Sordariomycetes; Hypocreales; Nectriaceae. The record is from RefSeq and is a predicted model, not a curated record. The transcript is spliced from 4 exons. Gene Ontology annotation, biological process: negative regulation of translation; mRNA catabolic process.
AUGAUGCCCGCGGCGCACGUCUACGGACACCACCAGUUCAACCCUCAGGGCGGCGAUUCGGCUUGGAUGCACCAGCAGCCUGGUGCGCAUCAUGCCCACACUCAGCAACAGCAACAACAGGUCGCUGCGGCAGCUGCUGCCGCUGUCCAACAGCAGCAGCAGCACUUCAACCGCCUUGCUGGCGCGGGUCAGAUGCAGGGCCACGGUCAGGAUGCAGACCACAACAACGUUUCGGAGGACAACCGACGCACCAUGGCCUUUAUUGCCGAUCUUCUCAACGAGAACACUCGAGAGGCUGCCCUGCUGGAGCUCAGCAAGAAACGAGAGCAGGUUCCCGAGCUGGCCUUGAUCUUGUGGCAUUCUUUUGGUGUGAUGACUUCUCUCCUUCAGGAAAUCAUCUCAGUCUAUACUCUACUCAACCCCUCGCAACUCACUGCUGCUGCUUCGAAUCGAGUUUGUAAUGCUCUCGCUCUACUUCAGUGUGUUGCAUCACACAACGAUACAAGGACUUUGUUCCUCAAUGCACACAUCCCCUUGUUCCUCUACCCCUUUCUCAACACCACCUCUAAGUCUCGACCCUUCGAAUAUCUCCGCCUGACCAGUCUCGGUGUCAUUGGUGCGCUGGUCAAAAAUGAUUCCUCCGAAGUCAUCAACUUUCUCCUUACAACAGAGAUUAUCCCACUCUGCUUGCGUAUCAUGGAGACCGGCUCGGAACUUAGCAAGACUGUUGCUAUUUUCAUCGUUCAGAAAAUCCUGCUCGACGACAAUGGGCUCAACUACAUAUGCGCCACCUACGAGCGUUUCUAUGCAGUUGGUACCGUCCUGAGCAACAUGGUGGCUCAGCUCGUUGAGUCUCAGACAGCUCGACUUCUCAAGCAUGUUGUUAGGUGCUUCCUGCGUCUUAGUGAUAACGCUCGAGCACGUGAGGCUCUACGACAGUGCCUACCCGAACCACUUCGCGACGCCACCUUUUCCUCUGUUCUCCGCGAUGAUGCAGCAACCAAGAGAUGCCUGGCCCAGCUACUCAUCAACCUAUCGGAUAAUGUCGUAGACCCCAAUGGCGUCGGCGGUUCCAACAUGUAA